CACGGAGUCUGCCGACGUGGGCGGACGGCGGCCGCCCGCCCGCUCCAGCUGCGAGACAAAGGGGAUCUUGACUUGAGCUGAGAGGAGGGUCCUUGAAUCUUGACGCGAGAGCAAGCAAGAUAGCUUCCUGUACUUGCUUGGUAUCUCCUACUUUCCGGACCAGAGCCCAUCAUGGCCAUGGGAGCUGUGCUCUCCAGUAGAAGCUUCGCCUCUCCGCCCUCUUCAGUAAAGAGACAUGAGCUGAAAUAUUCCACAACAACACAGAGCAACUGUGUGUGUUCAUCGGUUCCUGGACACAGAUUCCAUCAACACGUUACUGGGAGCACUCUUUUCCCGGCCCAAAGUCAUUCAAGAAGCACUGUAUCGGCAAGACAUUUGAUAUCUGGGCGAUUCAUCAAGAAUAGAGUUCUAUCCAGGGUUGAGUGCUUUCUCACUUCAGACCCAGCAAGCGGUGGUUGGCUAAAACCACGGAGGUGGCAGAAUUCCACUGCUACUACAGAGAGAUCUUGUGUCCAACCAGAGUACAGACUGCCCAUCAGAAGACGUGCUGACUUCAAAGCCGAGCAGUAUGAAAUCACAGGAUCAUCGUUCAGCCCUUCUGAUGGCCCUGAUGCAAUUCUGGUUGGAGAUACGAGCAACAUUUCUCCCUGGUGGCAGCAGUUCCCAAAGCGAUGGACGAUCGUCCUCCUCUGCUUCUUUGCGUUCCUCCUCUGCAAUAUGGACCGCGUCAAUAUGAGUAUUGCUAUACUACCAAUGGCGUCAGAGUUCAGCUGGAGCCCAGCAACCGUUGGCCUAAUCCAAUCAUCUUUCUUUUGGGGCUAUCUUCUUACUCAGAUUCUUGGAGGUAUUUGGGCUGAUAGGUUUGGUGGCAAGGUUGUGCUAGGAUUUGGUGUUGUAUGGUGGUCAAUUGCAACAGUUGUUACACCCCUUGCUGCCAAGAUUGGACUUCCAUGCUUGCUCAUCACACGUGCCAUCAUGGGGAUAGGCGAGGGUGUUGCCAUGCCUGCUAUGAACAACAUCCUUUCCAAAUGGAUCCCAGUUUCAGAGAGGAGCCGAUCUCUUGCUUUAGUUUACAGUGGAAUGUACCUUGGUUCAGUCACCGGCCUCGCUUUCUCACCUGUGUUAAUCAGCAGAUUCGGUUGGCCUUCUGUUUUUUAUGCGUUUGGGUCCCUAGGAAGCAUCUGGUUUGCACUUUGGCGAUUCAAAGCACACAGCUCUCCAGAUGAUGAUCCAGAACUGAGCAAAGCUGAAAAGAGGCACAUACUAGGUGGUAAUGCUUUAAAGGAGCCUAUCACUUCGAUACCAUGGAGACUAAUUCUAUCAAAGGCUCCAGUAUGGGCUCUAAUAAUAUCACAUUUUUGUCAUAACUGGGGAACAUUCAUUCUUCUAACAUGGAUGCCCACAUACUAUAACCAGGUUCUGAAGUUCAAUCUCACCGAAUCCGGGCUGCUGUGUGUCUUGCCAUGGCUGACAAUGGCUAUUUUUGCAAAUAUCGGUGGUUGGAUUGCCGACACUCUUGUUCAGAGAGGGAUUUCUAUAACAAAUGUUCGUAAGAUCAUGCAAUCUAUUGGUUUCCUUGGACCUGCCCUGUUCUUGACGCUGCUGAGCAAAGUCCAAACUCCAGCCAUGGCCGUGUUGUGCAUGGCAUGCAGUCAGGGUAGUGAUGCUUUUUCACAAUCUGGGCUGUAUUCCAACCACCAAGAUAUAGGACCACGUUAUGCGGGUGUACUUCUUGGACUGUCAAACACUGCCGGCGUGCUUGCAGGAGUUUUUGGUACUGCGGCCACUGGCUACAUUCUUCAGAAAGGUUCUUGGGAUGGUGUGUUUAAGGUGUCUGUUGUGCUGUACAUAGUAGGAACAGUGGUGUGGAAUGUCUUUUCAACCGGAGAGAAAAUUCUUGAAUGAUCUGUGCUGUGAAUAAAAAUUAGCUGCUUUUUAGAUUCAUUUUGCGUAAAAUACGCUGUGGCAGGGAAGGCUCUUCACGAGAUGUAGCUGAAAGGUGAAAGCUCCCUUGUUAGCUAUAUAGGGAUACGGUGUUUAGCCUACUUAGAGGAUGAACUGCAAAUUAAAGUGUGAUGCAGUUAGAAGGUGAGCCAAAUAAAUCUCUUAUGCAGCAUGAAGCUGCAGCAACGGCGCGCACGCCAGAUUUUGAAGCAAGUUUUUUGCACCUGUUUCGUGAGCAGUCCAGAUCCAAGCUUGUACAACAGGGUUACAGUUACAAUACACGUUAUAGUAUGCAGCAGCAAAAGAGCGUAUGAUUGCCAUA
Panicum virgatum (switchgrass) is the source of this 2266-nucleotide messenger RNA. Its product is annotated as probable anion transporter 4, chloroplastic. Lineage: Eukaryota; Viridiplantae; Streptophyta; Magnoliopsida; Poales; Poaceae. The record is from RefSeq and is a predicted model, not a curated record. Gene Ontology annotation, biological process: transmembrane transport. Gene Ontology annotation, molecular function: transmembrane transporter activity. The coding region runs from base 172 to 1905 and encodes 577 amino acids. The transcript is spliced from 11 exons.